Molecule: messenger RNA, 438 nt
Organism: Penicillium arizonense
Lineage: Eukaryota; Fungi; Ascomycota; Eurotiomycetes; Eurotiales; Aspergillaceae
Exons: 3
Coding region: 1-438 (145 amino acids)
Source: RefSeq, a predicted model, not a curated record
AUGGACCUACACUGUUUGGAUACCGCUGCUGCACGGUUCAUGUUGGCUCGCUUGUUUUUAGUUUACCGCGGGCAGAUCGACCUUGACCGGGUGCGCCACGCUUUCCAUCUACUCCUGACCUCCUGGCCGAUUCUCCAUACCAAGGUCAACCUCCUGCGCACGUCUCUCAAUCCAGUUCACGACCCAGAACAUGAUUCAGUACCAUUUCACUUCAGAACCAUCGACACCAAGCUGUCCGAUUACAUUACCGAGCCUUUAGGGACGGGAGAACUUUCAUCUCAGCGGUGGAAAGCACUUCACGAUUUGUUGCGAUUCCCUAAUUCACUUUCCUCUCUGGUUUUCUCACCCGCACUGGUCGUCAAGGCCGUCCAGCUACAAGAUGCAUGCCUGGUGGAAUUGGUGUUCCAGCAUGGCCUGUGCGAUGCCAGCGCGGAGUAA